This is a messenger RNA of Lasiosphaeria miniovina, 753 nucleotides long. RefSeq lists its product as uncharacterized. The transcript is spliced from 3 exons. The coding region runs from base 155 to 541 and encodes 128 amino acids. The record is from RefSeq and is a predicted model, not a curated record. NCBI's taxonomy places the organism in Eukaryota, Fungi, Ascomycota, Sordariomycetes, Sordariales, Lasiosphaeriaceae.
CUCCCUACCUUAUCCUUCCGGGUUAUUGAAGGAGGUAGUAUGAAUCGCGUCAACACCUUGGCGUAUCCUGGAGCUGGAUUGAUACCGCCUGAGGAUUUCAAGUUCUCGAGUCGCCGUUAAAGCGUCUCUGCCCGGCUACUAGAUCAUCCUCGAAAUGGCAAUCAACCAAACACAGGCGGCUAAAGACAGCCUCCAGGAAGAGCAACAUCUGGAGGAUGCUCUGGAGCAUUUGAAAGAGCUGCAUCUGCAGCUUGCCUUCCAGCUCCGACGUCUGCGAUCGGUGCUUCCGCGCAUGCUCGAACCACUGGCCUCCAAACAGCCGUCGCCCCAAGCCUCGUACGACGCGUUUCUAGAAUCCGUCGACGCCACCGAUAAGGAGAUUGCCAGCUUUAAAACUGCCAUCAGCAGCGACGAGACCAAGAAACUCAUACAAAAGGCCAACAAGAGCCGACAAGCAAACCCGAAGGGCUUAAAACCGUGGAGACCACGGGACGACCCCCAGUGGACAACAACAAAGCGGCAGAAAACUAAGGACGCCUAAAAGAUGAGAAAUGGCGAUUAUGAGAACUUGACUGAGACGAAAACAAACACUAUGGCUUACCUUCUUCGGAGCAUUUACUGGGUAGCUCAGCGAGACCGGAUAGGCGUUUGGAGUUUACACGCAUAAUUUGGUUUUUUUUGGCACGAUAUUCAUUUGGGAGAGAAGCGGUCUUUGGGGUUUAUCUAGCGUGGCCAAUAGACCUAUCCACGGAC